ACUGAACACAUAAAUCGAACAGAUCUAUUUGCGGUCUCCCAUCAGCUGUUCAUACCAAUUGAAUAACAAACUCCUGGAAUCUUUACAAGAAAGCAUGAAUCAAUUGACCCAUAAAAUUGGUAGUUUUGUAUGCCAAAGUGUACAAAUAGCUGGCUGCGGCCUCCAGCAAGUGCGCACCAAAUAUGCGGAUUGGCGUAUGAUACGCGAUGUUAAGAGGCGAAAAUGUGUGGCUGAAAAUGCCAAGGAGCGACUACGAGUAAAUGCUCUGCGCAAGAAUGAUAUUCUACCUGUGGAAUUACGUGAAAUAGCCGACGCCGAGAUAGCUGCCUUUCCUCGAGAUUCGUGCUUGGUGCGUGUACGUGAGCGUUGCGCACUUACCUCACGUUCUCGAGGUAUUGUACACAGAUACCGUCUAAGUCGUAUUGUAUGGAGGCACCUGGCUGAUUAUAAUAAAUUGUCCGGCGUUCAACGCGCCAUGUGGUAAAUUGCAUGCAGGUUUUCUUUCAUUUAUAAUGAAAUAAUGUGUUGUAAAUAAAUUUAAUAUGUAUUUAAAAAAUA
Messenger RNA from Bactrocera dorsalis (oriental fruit fly), 558 nucleotides. It is a transcript of the gene mRpS14, whose product is annotated as 28S ribosomal protein S14, mitochondrial. Gene Ontology annotation, biological process: translation. The transcript has 2 exons. The record is from RefSeq and is a predicted model, not a curated record. Bases 95 to 484 code for a protein of 129 amino acids. Gene Ontology annotation, molecular function: structural constituent of ribosome. NCBI's taxonomy places the organism in Eukaryota, Metazoa, Arthropoda, Insecta, Diptera, Tephritidae. Gene Ontology annotation, cellular component: mitochondrial small ribosomal subunit; ribosome.